AUGUUAAAAUCUUCGCUGUAUGUUGAUGACUUGUAUUUUGGUGGAAAUAGUGUGAACGAAGUUUUAAAUUUGUCAUCUGAUGCUGUAACUAUUCUGAAGGAAGGAGGUUUUAACUUGAGGAAAUUGAGGUCUAACAAUAAAGAGUUAGAAGAACUAUGGGUGCAGACGGGACUAAAGGAACGGGAGUCGGUUGAUGUUAGCCAAGUGAAAGUGUUGGGGUUGAACUGGAAUCAAGAGCAAGAUGAGUUGUCGUUGGAUCUAAAAGGGAUAUUUAAAGGAUUGAAAUCAUUGAAGAACAGUAAGAGGUGCGUUUUACAGACUGCAGCUAGUAUUUUUGAUCCGGUUGGGUUGAUUGCUCCGUUUGUUGUACGUAUUAAGUUAUUGUUUCAGGAAAUUUGGGAGAGAGCAAUUGAUUGGGAUGAAGAGUUGCCAGAAGACUUGGGAGAAAAAUGGGUGAAGUGGUGUGGAGAAACUGACAAAAUGAGUGAAAUAAAAAUCCCUAGGCAUUGUUUAGAAAGCUGUGUUGGUGAGAAGGCUGAAGUACACGUGUUUUGUGAUGCGUCAUUGAGGGCGUAUGGAGCUGUUGUAUAUUUCAAGUUUCGUAAUAAAUAUGGGAAGUAUAAGGUGCCUUUUGUGUUGUCAAAGAGUAGAGUAGCACCGCUAAAGAAAUUAACGUUACCUCGCUUAGAGUUGAUGGCCCUUGUGAUAGGUUCUAGAUUGGGAAGUUAUCUCAAGACAGUUUUCGUAGACAUGAUUCAAAAUAUUAUGUAUUGGACUGACUCUUUGAUUGUGUUGUACUGGGUAAAGGGUUGUGCCAAGCGUUGGAAAAUGUUUGUAGCAAAUCGUGUUUUGGAGAUUCAGGAGAAGUCGAAUCCCAGCGACUGGAAAUUUUGCCCCUCGGAAAAAAAUCCAGCAGAUUUACUAACUAGAGGAAUUUCAAUGGAAGAUCUGUUGUUGAAUAAAUUGUGGAGGUUAGGACCAGAUUGGCUUCAGGAGAGUUGUGAAGGAUGGCCGGAGCAGGUGUUCAAAUCUGCGAGUGGUGACAAUGUAGAGGUUUUACGGGAGAAAAGAAGUGAAGUAACUAAUGUUAUGGUUGUUCAGGUGGAACUGGUCGAAAUUUGUACAAUAGAAUUUUGGUUUGGAGUAAAUUGCAAAGAAUUGUUGCAUGGUGUCUUAGAUUUAUUGGAAAUGCUCGAGGAAUGA
This is a messenger RNA of Uloborus diversus, 1203 nucleotides long. RefSeq lists its product as uncharacterized. The transcript has a single exon. The coding region runs from base 1 to 1203 and encodes 400 amino acids. The record is from RefSeq and is a predicted model, not a curated record. Lineage: Eukaryota; Metazoa; Arthropoda; Arachnida; Araneae; Uloboridae.